Messenger RNA from Zophobas morio, 1968 nucleotides. RefSeq names its product RNA-binding protein 28-like. Gene Ontology annotation, cellular component: nucleolus. The record is from RefSeq and is a predicted model, not a curated record. NCBI's taxonomy places the organism in Eukaryota, Metazoa, Arthropoda, Insecta, Coleoptera, Tenebrionidae. The coding region runs from base 94 to 1572 and encodes 492 amino acids. The transcript has 3 exons. Gene Ontology annotation, molecular function: mRNA binding.
CGUUUCGAGGUUAUGUCUCAAACACGUGUUUAGAAGUAAACAAAUUUCUCUCAAAAAAUUAUUUGAAGGAGUUUCAAACAAUUCCCACGUCAAAUGGCACGCCAGGUUCGUAAGACGAUUUACGUACCUCAACUGUCCACUAAGGAAAAAUUAAAAUUAAUAAAAAAAGAUAAGAAACAGAAACUUAAGCAAAAACGAGCACGUUUGAUUGUGCGUAAUUUACCAUUUGAAGCAAAUGAAGAAACUUUGAGAAAGCACUUUGAAAAAUUUGGAGAAUUAGAAGAUGUGAAAAUCCUGAAGAAGGAAGACGGCAAGUUAGUAGGUUGCGGUUUUAUUCAGUAUAAGCUGGUUCAGAAAGCAGCCAAGGCCCGGCAUCAUUUAAAUGGCAAGCCAUUCAUGGGUCGUACAAUAAAUGUUGAUUUUGCUUUAAGUAGGGAAAAGUUUGAAAAUGCACAAAAAGUUAAAAUUAAACAAGAAAAUAAGGUAAAAAUUAAAGAGGAGUUAGUUUAUGCUGAUGAGAUCCAAGAAGCUGUGAUUGAAAUUAAAAGUAAAAGUGAAGAUAUUAAAGGUGACAAAGGUGAAGAAGACACAGAAAUAUCUGAUGAAGAGGGUGAGUCUGAAGACAAGGAUAUUGAAGAAUCAGACGAGGAGGAGGAAGAAGAAGAAAGCAGUGAUGAACCUUCUGUAAAGAAACCUAAAUUUGAAUCAAAUGAUGUGGUUGAAGGAAGAACUGUGUUUAUUAAAAAUGUACCAUUUUCAGCUACAAAUGAUGAUUUAAAAGAAUGUAUGAAACAGUUUGGGCCAAUUUAUUAUGCUCUUAUUUGUGUUGACAAGUUUACAGAACAUUCAAAGGGCACUGCUUUUGUCAAGUUUUGUAAUGCAGAAGAUGCUGAAAAAGCAUUAACUGCUGGAACUGAGUUAACUUUAUUAGGGAACGUUUUAGACUGCCAGCGUUCAUUAGCAGGGAAUGAAGUAAGAGAAAAAACUUCAGCUAAAAAACAAGAUAAGACUGUUACAAAGGAUUCGCGCAAUCUUUACUUAGUCAAAGAAGGAGUGAUUUUGGUUGGUAGUCAAGCAGCAGAAAAGGUAUCAGCUAGUGACAUGGCAAAACGUUUACAGUUAGAACAGUACAAAACUCAAAUGUUGAGAAACUUGAACAUGUUUGUGUCACGAGAACGCUUAAUAGUUCAUAAUUUACCAGCGAGUUGGGAUGACAAUAAAUUAAGAGAUCUAAUUAAAAAUAAUAGUCCAAAAAAUUCCUUUAUUAAAGAGGCGCGAGUAAUGAGGGAUAUGAGAACCGUGGAUGCCUCUGGAGUUGGUAAAUCAAAAGAAUUUGGUUUUGUAACAUUCGCAAAGCAUGAAGACGCGAUUGCAACGUUAAGAGCUCUCAAUAAUAAUCCAUACAUAUUUUCUGCACAUAGAAGGCCUAUUGUUGCCUUUUCUAUAGAAAACCGAGCAAUGGUAAAAGCCAAACAAAAGCGCUUGGAAAAGUCGAGAUUGAAUAAUCCUAAAUGUAAAAAUUUUGAUAUAAAUGUGAAAAAAACACAUGAUGAAAAGAAACAGAAAAGGUAGAAUGUUAACAAAACUACAAUCUACUGGACGUCAGAAUCAGAACCUCUGAUCAUUCUGUGCUGUGUGGGUACCGUGCGCAAUACAGUUAUAAUUGAAACGAUCAUAGCGCAAGCCCUGUUGCCGUUAAGUACCUUGAUCAUAGUUGCCACAUCACCAACAAAUUUUUUUUAUCGCAUCCCGAGUCCCAGAAUGACAGGUAUCUUUACGAACUUUUAUGAUAAAUUGAUGUAAAACUGAAGAUACUAGGGAGUACAACUUUUUUUUUUCAUUUUUGUUCACAUCAAGGCCUCAGCUGUUGUUUAUCAAAAAUAAUUAUAUCUCAUAAAAUUAUAACUAAUUGAUUUAUAUGUCCAUCGGUACGCGUUGUAUAGACUGUAUUAAAAUUAAUUAAAUUUA